GUAGUGAUCAUGAUAAAGCAGAGAAUUAUGAAAAAUUUGGAGAAUUUCUGGUUGAAUCUGAGUCAGCAAGGGGAAAAUACCGCGAUUCGGGUGUUGACAACUUAAUUGAAUUUGGUCGCCCCAGCCUCGAAGAUUAUAAUUUUAAUGGGCCCGGUCAUCAAGAAUUCGAUGCAUUUAUCCUCUCAUUUGAACAAGCUAGAAGAAGGUACCAGUGGAGUGAUGCAAGUUCAAUCCUUUUCCUGCAAGGCCAUCUCCGUGAUUACGCACUUAAAUAUUUUAUUGGUUUUAUGCGCACCCUUGUUGAUGAGAUUCCACGAACAUGGGUGUAUAUUAGGAAGGAGUUUGCUGCCAAAUUUCAUCCUGAUUCACCGGUCAUGAAAUUUCUUAAUGCGGUUCAACAACAAAAUGAGCCACUUAUGGAUUUUAUCACUCGGAAGUUCAAACUCUGUCAAGACAACAACCUAGUGCUCUAUGAUUGCGAAUUUGUGCAUGGCGUUAUCGAAGGCCUUCUCCCUGAAUUUUCCGGUGCCUUCCGUCAGUUUUGCCCGAAUUUUACUGACAGUGAGUUUGGAUCUACUGUUUUAUAUUUUCUUGACAACCGGCAUAUUGCAGAGCAGAAAUUAUUAAUGGAAGUCCCUUCCCUUCCAAUCAGCCCACACGGUGAAUCCAGAGACCAACCUCAAGCAGUAUCCAAAGGUCAAAAUGGUAAAAAUUCCAAAAUCAUCGUGUUUGUUCCAUUCGUGAAUUGUAUGCAAGCUGGAGUCACGUCAGACGAAGAAAAUUCCACCAGUGUUGAGGAAACCAACUCCUACCCGAAGUCGAAAGCUUUCUUCUCGAUGACUAAGGACCAGGGUCAUGUAGCUGACGUCACCAGUGCCCACAUCUUGGAAGCUAAGGCGUCCAAAUCUACUCCGAACACUAUCUCAACAUCUGUUAUCAUCAAUACUUGUAAUGUAACGACGUCAGGAAAAUCAGUUCGUCCACACUCAAUUCACCUUAAAGCUUCAUUUAUUCUGUGCGGUAAAUUCAACUCCAACAGUGUCGCUUGUGAAGAAUCGAAAGUUUUUCCAUGGCAACGACCAUUUGUGUACCAUAGGUUCCAGCUCAAAAUUAAAGAAAGUAUGAUUCUUUUCUCUAAGGUUCCUCAUAACGCCAAAUUUUGGAACCUCAAGUUCAGGCCGCAGCCUUACCUAUACCACCUCAGUGAUAAUGCUUUACCCCCUGUUAAUCGGUUUCUAUUGGGCACAAAUAGUGUGUCUUCUAACGCGCCACUAGUUGACCCUCAAAUUUCCAACUUUGGACAGUCGAUCAUCAGAGUACAGUUUUUUUCAUCAAAGAAUUCGCGGAAAAUCAAUCGAGCCAAAAGAAAUGUGUUGAGUGCUAAAUUGUUGCCAGCUUUUAAACUUAAUCCGACGUUGUUCGAAGGCAAUUCACCCAAACGGAAAACAAAGUCUCGUGAGUGUCAUUUGGUGCGAAAAUGCAAGUUUAAGAGGCAAAAAAGAAAACUUUUGGUUUAAUAAGGGACAGUCGGGAAAUGACCUGAUACGCGCGCGCCUCUGGAAAUCGAUUAUACUCUUCAAUUAAGAAAUUAGAAUGUUAAGAAAUUAGUUUUAAGAAUUCAUAUGUGCGAGCAACACCGCAUGCGAAAUUAUGUGUAACGGCAUAAAAAUUAUAAUGAUCAUCUUUUAACUCAACCUCAGAGCAAGCAGAAUCAUUAGUUGACAUGUGACUAGGGCAUUAAUUGUGUAACUCUCCACUAAUUUGUCCUUAAUUUUUGUUUAUAAUAAUCAACGCUCAGCGGAUAUGAGAAUAUUCAAACCUUAAAUUGC
Messenger RNA from Bemisia tabaci, 1829 nucleotides. The record is from RefSeq and is a predicted model, not a curated record. Lineage: Eukaryota; Metazoa; Arthropoda; Insecta; Hemiptera; Aleyrodidae.